This is a messenger RNA of Salvia hispanica, 1272 nucleotides long. The record is from RefSeq and is a predicted model, not a curated record. Lineage: Eukaryota; Viridiplantae; Streptophyta; Magnoliopsida; Lamiales; Lamiaceae.
UAUUUUUCCAUCCGUUGACUUUUCCAAAACAAACAUAAAAAGCUGAUCGGAUCAGAGAUGGCGGCGACUGCUUAUGCGUCUCUAGUGUCGUUGCUGAAUACUAUGGAUCAGAUCCACACUCAUCCUUUCCUUUCCACUUGCUUCGACAUCCACCAGUUUCAAUCUCUUCGGGAAAAGGUUGAUUUUCUCAUCGAUUUUGUGGAGAAUUAUUCCGAAGAAGCAGAAGAUCUGAUGAGGCUGAUUGGGGAUGCAGCUCGUGAAGCUGAAGACAUGAUUGAAGUCGAAGCUGCUGAUCGAAUUAUUGCUUCAUCUGCUACCAAAAGUCUACUAAUGUUACAUUGCCUCAAGAAAAUGAUACGAGAGAUGAGCCCCAUCAAGGAAAAGGCUAUCAAGUUUAAAGAGGAAACCCCAUCCGUGAGUUCCAUGCCUCCACCAUCAUUGCCGUCGUCAUCAUCAGCUCCUCGAGCAGCUAAUAAGACUACCAUGCUGGGAUUUGAUGGCUAUGUGGCGCAGCUUCUGGAUGAGCUCAUUGGACAUGAUUCUCGAAGAAUACUCCCAAUUGUCGGAAUGGGAGGCGCUGGUAAGACCACUCUUGCCAAAAAUGUCUAUGAAAAUGCACUUGUGGUGUAUCAUUUUGAUGUUCGUGCUUGGGUUACUGUAUCUCAAGAUCAUAAUGCAACUCAUAUGCUGUCACAAGCUCUUUCUUGCCUACAAGUAGGGGAUAUCGAGAAUCAAUCUGAUGAUCAACUAGGUGAAAAGUUGUAUAAAACUUUAAUUGGUCAUAGAUAUAUGAUUGUAUUGGAUGAUGUGUGGAGUGUUGCAGCUUGGGAAAAGAUUAAGCCUUACUUCCCGGAAAAUGGUAAUGGAAGCCGGAUUGUUGUGACGACCAGGGAACAAGAAGUGGUUAAUUACUUUGGCUCCUCUUCACUUGCCGUGGAUUUUCUUAAUUAUCAAAAUAGUUGGGACCUUUUUUGUCAAGUGACAUUUGCAAAACAAAAUUGCCCCCCUCAGUUGCAAGAAAUAGCGAAGAGCAUUGUCACAAAGUGAGGAGGACUUCCACUUGCAAUCUGUGUUAUUGGCGGGCUUCUUGGAAAAGCUCCUAGAACCGAAGAGUAUUGGGAGCAAAUAAAAAAAGACAAGAGCUUGGUUAUGGAAUAUUCAGGUGAGGGAAACCAACCAUCCAACAUAUUAUAUAUGAGUUACAAGCAUUUGCCUGUUCGUUUGAAAUCAUGUUUUCUCUACUUGGGAUUAUUUCCGUAAGAUUAUUCGAUA